Molecule: messenger RNA, 4195 nt
Organism: Amoebophrya sp. A120
Lineage: Eukaryota; Dinophyceae; Syndiniales; Amoebophryaceae
Source: the annotation of a GenBank genome assembly
CAACAAGUGAAAGCCCUGUUUGCCGUAAGUAAUUGUGAAGCAGCAGCAGAAGGUCCUCUGUCUUCGAGGAAAGUAAUACUUUUAAGGACGACUUGGAAGAUCUUCGCCAAAAACUGCAAGGUCCCCUUUUUUUCACCCACAACUUGAUGAACUUCUAACUGAAAACGCAUGAAGACUAACGAUCGAUUUAUUUUCGCUCCGUCACAGGCACGGGAGCAAAUUGGAUGGAGAUCAUAAGUACUACGACUCUACGCAGAUAGACGUUGAACGAAGUAUAUUGUGUCCAGGCAACUACACCCUGUAAUGCUUUUUGAUUUUCCCCCCUAGAUGAACUAGAACUCAUCUACUUAGGCUUCUCCUCCUUCUGAAGUCACACAACGAAGAACCCAGUUUGAUAUUUGAGAUCGACGUAAAAAACAUAGAGCCUGUUGUAGUAGUACCUCCGCCCGAAAAGACUAUAUCACCAUGGCGGGCAAACCGCGGCCGGGCCAGAUGGGCCACCCGGACUACGACAAGCACCAACAGCAUUUGUUCGACGAAGACGGGAACUUCGACUUCAACGCGCGCGAAAAGCGGGAGUACUACCACGACUACAGUUACUUUGGCGGUUUUCUCGGCGCGGACGAGGUGAAGGAAAAGAAGAAAAAGGAAAAACUGAUCGGGAAGUGCGACCUGCUGCCCCGGCUGCCCCCCAAGGACGCCCGCAUCCGGGGCAUGAUCGAGCAGUUUGCGAGCAAGUGCCUGCAGCAGGAGGACCCGGACUUUUGCGAGCACACGUUCUUCACGAAAAACCCGAAAAUGUACUACUUUCUCCGGGAAAACGACGGGACGAGCCGCAAGUUCGAAAUCGAGGAGCGCACCGGCAAGCUGAUUGACCCGCUGAAGGUGGCGAGCGAAAAAAACACGAACAGUAAACCCACGACGGAAGAGCAGGACGAGCAGGAAAAGGCCCGGGAUUACUAUCAGUUCGUCAAGCACUGCCUGCAGCGCAAGGUGGACUACGUGCCGCUGGUGGCGAAGCAGCAGAUGGUGGAGGCAGACCGGAUCGCCAAGCUGCACGGUUUGACCGAUAUCAACGCGGGCGACGGCGCGGUGAAAAUUGCCCCGGGAGGUGCAGGCGGCGGCGGCAGCAGCAGCAGCAGCAGUUCCGCCGCCGGGGCGGGGGCCAAGAAUGACGGGCAAGAAAACAAGGACUCCACAGCAAACAACGACGCUGACGACCCGGUGAAGAAGUUCACGCCGGGGUCCCGCGUGGAGGUGAUCGGGCUGAAGGCAAAGCCGGAGCUGAACGGGGAAUUUGCGAUUGUGAAGUCCUACAACGCGACCAGCGAGCGGUUCCAGAUUCUGUUCGAGAAGCUGAAGAUCGAGAUCGCGGUGCGGGCGGGCAACCUCAUGUUUGCCAAGGACCAAGCGAAGUUUCAGAACGACAAGGAGGACAAAAAGUGGACCGCCGACAUUCCGCAGAACACGAAAGUGGAGAUCAAGGACCUGACCAGCGACGCGGGGAAAUUGUUGAACGGCAGCAAGGGAAUCGUCGUGAACUUCGACGAGGAAACCAAGCGGUACCUGGUGAAGAUGCUGACGAACCGGAACGUGGAAACGAACCAAAUCAAGAAGUUGAAAUUCGAAAACCUGAAGUGCGAGCUGCCCAAGGGCUGGACGGUAUCAAAUGUAAAAAUCCCCCCUCCCCAUAUCGAAGCGACAUGAUUCCGAAAAUUUGUGUUGCUGAUUUGAGGCCACAAAUCGCGUCUGUCUUGCAAGCAGACAAGUGCAGAGGCUUCCGCGCCAUUAUGGAAGCGAUUUGGCAUGCUGUUGCACCUAGGGGACAGCCGUUUGUAAUGCUAAACAACUAGACCCAAACGCCCCUAAAUAGGCUGAGGAUCUGGCUGCAAUGCCUUACUGCAAGACAGCACGCAUUUGUGUACGGAAGUCCAGCAUCAGAAACUUCGUCCCGAUAUGGGGAAUUUUCCUUACGAUAGACGGAGCACUUCGACGAACACAUGGGAAAGUUUUUCUACCGACACACGGACUCCAACCGCAUCCAGUGGAAUUAUCCGAUGGAAAAAGCAGUAGGAUAAAAGGAGCAUAUUAUCAUUUGCAUUGCAAUUUGUUGUACUUAUUUUGUACUAGUGAAAUUAACCAUGUUCCAAACGGCACGCUAUGGGCUCUCCCAUGACAGCUAUUUCUGGGCAUUUAUUUUUGCAUUAAUUUUUUUCCAGACACACACACGACACAUGGUAACAUCAAAGCUAAGCUAUCUGCCAUUUCAAGCUCGCUUUUUUCUGUGUGAUAGAACGCACCCCGUGCUGAAGCAGCGUGUGAACCGAAAGAACGAGAACAAGGACGCGUUUGGCAAGGACGCCUUCCUCGUCCAAAACGAGGACAACAUCGACGCCGAAUUUGACCGGCAGAAGUAUGCGACCGACCGGCUGAACGAGGGCGAGGGGCAGUUCAACCUGCAGGACCUGGUCGCCAAGGUGCAGCGCGAAGAGGACCGGAAGCGGCGGCGUGAGGAGAACCCAGACGUCGAGAUCGACAGCGACCUAGAGGAGGAGCAAGCGGAGGAAGAGUGGAAGCGGCAGCGGGGCCUGGUAAACCGCGCGAAGAAGCUAUCAAACAGAAAAAGUAGGCCGCCCCGCACACCUCAGUAGACGUUUAGAAAAGUUUCUGUAUGCUGCAAUAAAUAGGGCUUGACCACGUGGAAUCUUUUGUGCGUCUUGCAUGAAAGGAUGCAAUAGGUCGAGGACCACUCUCGCGGCUUCACGCUUCGAGCGUGAGAUGCGGUAAGCACAUGGCAAGCCUCACGAUGAUUUCUGGGCUAUUCUUUUCCGACGCAAGUUAUUUUUUUUUUGGUUCCCUGCAGCGAAUGAUAUUGAAAUUUGUGUUGCUAGGGUUUCUAUGCGUAUGCAACGGGAAGAUCAUGACUGUUUAUUCCGUUGCAAGAAUGCAAACACCUUUCCACUGUGGGCGGUCGGGGGUAAUCAAUUUUUUCAGCUUGAUAGGCGCGGACCAAACGAGAAAAGAAGGAUCUGUUCAAGUAUGAUUUCCUGGUGAAGACGCUGCAGGAGUCAAAGGAACGGCUGGCGCUGGCGGGCAACUGCCGGGCUGCCCCGGGAAACAAGUUGAACAAGAACGAGCAACAGGCAAUUCUCGAGGCGCGGUGGGAGAUGCUGAACCAGUUCGUGGAAAACACGAAGUUGGAAAAGAACGACCAACGCAUAUCAGAACGAAAAGCGGCGUGGUCGUCGUCCCGCUCCCGGAACAAAGUGAAAACAUCAGAUGUCCCCUGUGGUGCUAACUUCCCACGACGGACUUGUAGUAUUCGUUUGAUGAUGUCAUCUGCUUGCGUGAAAAUGCAGCAAAAUGCACCGCUCUACUGACAGUCCUCCUCUUGCUCAUUCAUGCAAAGAAGCAUGAAUAUGCUUCUGCUUUUACAUUUUUGGGAACAAAAAUACACUGCAUAUUGGACGCACUUAUUUGUAGUUCUGGGGUUCUUGGGAUAAAACCACGACGUCGACUUCUCAUUUUGAUAACGGAUUUCCCAAGGGGAUUUCGCCUCGUCCUCGGGGUUUUACGGCCAGGAGGCUCCGGUCAUCGUGGUGAAGGCGGAUGUGCCGCCCCAUUUGUGGCGGGACUGCGAGACGGCCAUUGUGGACUCCAUCGACAGCAUACACAAGGAGUUCGAAACGGACUCCGCAAGGCAAAAACACACGAUCCAGAACCUAAACCUGACGAUGCUGUAUCUCGUCGAGACGGACGAUUCGGCGAUGACCGCGAACCACCUGGUAUGGUCAAGAAAAAUCCCAUUUUUUCCCCGUACUCCAAUUUGACAGUUGUCAUGCUCAUUUGUGCAUACAAAUGUAAUGUCUUGCACACAGGGGAUGUUAGAUAGGCCUCCAUGGAGGGACGUAUUCUGUGAUGCGGUUUGGGUUUCGCCUGCGUCUAUGCUGGAGCGCAAUAUAUGAUUAAAGCUGUUUUGUGUACGGCGCAAAUCCAGCAAGAACAGAAGUCGUCAUUUGAAUAUAGUAUGAGGAGGAGGGGUUUUUCAUUUUGAUACCUGUCCGAAAAGAUGGAUUCGCUGCUGGGGCUGAUGAAGUGUUUUUUCUGAAAUUUUCGAAACCAGUGAUAAAAACAUUCUUGUUGAGACAAUUUGGCAGUGACACACCUCAAGUCGUGAAACUCAAAGUAAGUGUGA